Molecule: messenger RNA, 1064 nt
Organism: Thamnophis elegans (Western terrestrial garter snake)
Lineage: Eukaryota; Metazoa; Chordata; Lepidosauria; Squamata; Natricidae
Gene: STARD6
Product: StAR related lipid transfer domain containing 6
Exons: 6
Coding region: 149-784 (211 amino acids)
Molecular function (GO): lipid binding
Source: RefSeq, a predicted model, not a curated record
UGUUAUUCUAAAUUCAUUUUUCUAAAAAAAAAAACCCUUGCUUAAAAACUUUGAAUUGAAGUCCUUUGAAGGAACACCAGAGAGAAAAUCUCUCAUGCCAUACCCCAUGCCAUUGAUACACAUAUUGCUUUCAUAUCUUCCCAGUUAGAUGGAUUAUAAGGAAUAUGCUGAAGAAGUCUCAGCAAAAAUAUUUUCCUAUCUCCAUGAUACAGAAGGAUGGAAAGUGGUAAAAUCUACGAAAUAUAUGAAUGUCAUUGCCAAACCUUCACCAGAAUUUCCAGGACUCCUAUACCGGGCUGAAGUGUCGCUGGAGAUCCCCCCUGACAAAUUAUUCCCUUUUCUUUACCUGCCUGAGUAUCGCGGCAAGUGGGACAAAUCGUUGCAGUCCUAUACCUUGGUGGACUGCAUUGACGAGGACACCUUUAUUUAUCGCAGUAUUACCCACAGUUACGGCUUUGGAAUGGUUUCACCAAGAGAUUUUGUAUAUAUGCUGCACUUAAAAACCUAUGAUGAAAAUUUAAUGACAACAAACUCCAGCAGUGUGGUUUAUCCUGAUUUACCUCCAACUCCAGAUUAUAUUCGGGGCACGACUUUCUCUUCCGGCUACGCCUGUCUUCCUCUACCAGAGAACCCAGAACACACCAAACUUAUGAUGAUCAUCCAGGUGGAUUUGGGAGGCUUUCUACUGCCUUCGGUGAUCAAUUCCAUUAUGCCCAUGACCCUGAUGAACUUUGUGACCGAUUGCAAGAGUGGAUUAAAGAUGUUAACACAAACGACGACAUAAAAACCCGGCCAGAGGGUGCAAGGAAGCUUGUCCUCAAUACACAGCAGGCCCACGUUUGGUUUAAUGUCAAUAAGAGAUAGGCAAGGUUUUUCAGGGUUGAGAACUUCACUCAACAUUUGGGGGGGAGGGAUGCAAAAUAGAUUUUUGUUUCCCCCCCUCCCUUUUCCAGCCCCUUCCCUCCAUGUUCGGAGAAAAGGAUAUUGUCAGUUUGUAAAAAUCUGUAGAGAUUUUUAGUCAUCCAGGUCAUCAUUGUACCAAAGGUGCUUUUUCAGGAGUUUUG